Molecule: messenger RNA, 21000 nt
Organism: Podarcis lilfordi (Lilford's wall lizard)
Lineage: Eukaryota; Metazoa; Chordata; Lepidosauria; Squamata; Lacertidae
Source: the annotation of a GenBank genome assembly
GGAGAAUCUCAGGCCAAGUGCUGGCAAGGCAGGAAUGCGGGAGGCUUCGCUUGCGCUACUGAGCAUGCUCACCGCCGAAGAUGAACUGCGCAUGCCCAGUAGCGCUUGGAAGGGAAACUGGGCAGGUAAGGUGUUUGCGAUAGCAGCGCGCGAGGAUUUCAUUGCAACCCGAUCCAAGCCACGUUUGCUCGGAGAGCAAGUCCCGUUUGGUUCAGCGGGGUUCCUCUCCAGGAUCGCGGCGUUUGCAUGCUUGCUUGGUGAACUCUCCAGAGAUUCCUGUGGCUUAUUCCCAAUUAAAGCAGAAGUGAUAGGCGCACAAACUGUUGGGGAGGCUAGUUCUGUGGAAGUCGGUGGCACUUACUUCUGAGUAAUCACUGAUCGCGCCGGCCGAGCUGUGCGUGCGGAGAGCUGGAUUCCUAGGGGACCCCGAGAGGUGCACUUACUGUACUUGAUAAUAAACUCAAGCUGAACUCGUUGCUUCUGCUGCCUUACUUCUGAGUAAGCAGGUACAGCACUGAGCUGCAAUGCUUUGAUCACGGAGCAGGAAAGAAGGGGCUUAAUGGAACCCGUGAGUCCCACCCCCUGAUGCUCCCCAGUUUUAGUCAAGUUCACCUCCGUAGCCCUCAAAACAGUAGCUUUGGGUCCGAUCCUAAAUGAGAGUGGGUGAAACCAGGUCACUUCGCUGUCAUUUGAGUACAGUUGGGACAUUAGAUUUAAAUGCAAGAUCCCAUGUUCCGGUUUAGUUUCCUCUUCAAAAACAACAUGUUUUUCCUGCAUUGUAAGUUCUGCCUUGUUCUUACACUCUUUCAUGAGGAAAAAAACAGAACGGAAAGACCGAGACUCGCCAUGGAUAGAAAGUGCUCUCAACUUCUGCCUUCAGUAUGUACGAUUCUGGCAGAUCCAAGGCACCCCCUUUCGGAUGACACUUGUUUGGAAAAGUUGCUGGAUUGGUUUAAGAUGCUGAUUAACACUGGUAAGUUCCAUGGUUAGAUGUUUGUUUUGUAAGGCUUCUCUAAAGCGUCACACACGUGUGGAGAGGAACCCACCUCUUGAAAAAAACAAAACAAGGGGCCUUGAGACCAUGUGGCCCUCCAUAUCCCAUCAACUUGGAAGGUGGUGGAAUGUCCUGCCUUAGAAGUUUUUAAACAGAGGAUGGGUGACCAUCUACUAUUCAUUAUGUGUUCUGUGGCUGAUGGAGGCUGAAGGCCAAGAACAUCUGGACGGCCACAGGAUCUCUAUCUGGAGCUUGUGAUUUUGGCGUUAAGUGGUAUAGAAAUUUGUUUGUUUGUUUAUUUAUUGCAUUUAUAUCCUACCUUUCUCUCUAAGGAGCUCGAGGUAGCAUAUGUGGUUUUCUCUCCCCUCCCCCCUUCAUUUAAGCCCCACAACAACCCUGUGAGGAAGGCUAGGCUGAGAAGCAGGUCAUCCAGUGAAAUUCAUGGCUGAGUGGGGGUUUGAACUCUGGUCUCGCAGGUCCUAAUUCAACACUAACAAAUAUCUAACCUAGAAAAGAGAUCAUAAAGAGGUGAUAGCCGAAAUAUAAUAAUAAUAAUAAUAAUAAUAAUUUAUUUAUACCCCGCCCAUCUGGCUGGGUUUCCCCAGCCACUCUGGGCUGCUUCCAACAGAAUAUAAAAAACAAUACAGUGUCAGACAUUAAAAACUUCCCUAAACAGGGCCGCCUUCACACGUCUUUUAAAAGUAAAAUAGUUGUUUAUUGCCUUGAUAUCUGAUAGGAGGGCAUUCCACAGGGCAGGCGCUACUACCGAGAAGGCCCUCUGCCUGGUUCCCUGUAACCUCACUUCUCGCAGGGAGGGAACCGCCAGAAGGCCCUCGGCGCUGGACCUCAGUGUCUGGGUAGAACGAUGAGGGUGGAGACGCUCCUUCAGGUAUACAGCACUGAGGCUGUUUUUAAGGUCAGCACCAACACUUUGAAUUGUGCUGGGAAAUGUACUGGAAGCCAAUGAAGAUCAUUCAGGACUGGUGUUAUAUGGUCUCAGCAGUCACUCUCAAGUCACCAGUCUAGCUGCUGCAUUCUGGAUUAAUUGCAGUUUCUGAGUCACCUUCAAAGGUAGUCCCAUGUAGAGCGCAUUGCAGUAGUCCAAGCAGGAGAUAACCAGAGCAUGCACCACUCUGGCAAGACAGAAAGUGAAACCAGUGUUCCCCUGCCUGGUGCAAUCUGCCCACCCGCCCACAAUGUUGUUGGACUCCAACUCCCAUCAGUUUCCAGCCAGCAUGGCCAACUGUCAGGGAUGACAGGGGUUGUCGUAUAAAAUGUAGUGAGGGCACCAGGUUGGAGAAGCCUGUUGUAGUUGAUGGAGCAAAUUUGCAGCUCCAGAGAACUCGAAGCAGCUGGUUCAAAUAGCAAGAAAGGAUAUUUUGCUUUAAAUGUUAGGAAGCACUUCCCGAGGGUAUAAGGUGUGAAGGGCUGGGGGCAUGUGAAAUUUCUUAACAGGUUGAGACUGUGUUUCCAGGUAGAGCUAGGAAAUCCCCUGCCUUAAAAUACGGAGAGUCAGUGCGGAGAAGACUGAGCAAGGCAGCUUCCUAUUGCAUCACUAGGACUUAAUUCUGAGUAGAGCGCAGAGGCUUUGCCCUACAUAAGUUUUGUCUUCUAACUAACCAUCUGGUCAUUCCCUGCUGGCCCCUCUUUCCCCCCUCCCAGGAUCCAGCCUGUUGCUGUUAGAGGAAAACCCGUGUUUGAAGGAGCUGGUCCUGGCUGUGCUCAGACAAGAGGAGCCAAAUCCCACCAUCCUUUCCUUCGUCCUGAGGCUCACUGGGAUAUUUGCUGCCUCCGAAAGUAGUUUCCAACACCUGCAGGUCAGUGAAGUCUUUAGCACCAGCUUGGCUGCAGGAGUUGCUGGAAGGAGGCGUACAAGGUGCCACCCAGCCAUCUUAGGAACUCCAGAUUUAUGUAGGGCUUACUCCUUUUCUUCCCCCUGAAGAUACCCUGCAAGGCAGUGGGGGGUUUGGACCUGAGUUUUCCUUCCCCUGGAUGGGCUCCCUUCCCAGGUGGACGAGCCCCAUCUUCCCCUCACUUCCUUCUACAGUACCUGCAGAAAUUGAAAUACUUUAUUGUCACUUGUACAACUUGUAUACAGUGAGAUUACACGAGCACCCCCCACUCAGCUCUCUUAGUCUUAAUUCCCCACAUUUACAGACGCACACCCACCAAACCCAAAAGUCAGUUGCCCUGUUGUUAUCUUUUCAUUCAGCAGCCUAACAGCCCAGGAUAGAAGCUGUUCUUCACCCUGUUGGUGUGACUAAUCCUGCUUCUAUAUCUUCUGCCUGAAGGCAGGAGAUCAAAAAAGUGCUGGCCAGGGUGUGAAUCAUCCCUGAUAAUUUUCCUCAACGUUCUUCUUCUAUUUCAUCCAGCGGAUUCACGGGACAGCCCAUAAUAUCUUGUGCUGUAUUCAGCACUGCCUUCUUGACCGUUGGACCCGCUCUUGGUCUUGCCGGCUCCAUCCACCAGAGCCUGUCUUUGCAUGCGAGCCUCUCUCGCCCUGACCUAGCCACUGUGAUCCACACGACGGUCACCUCCAGACUGGAUUAUUGUAACUCGCUCUACGUGGGGCUGCCCUUGAGACUGACCCAGAAACUCCAGUGGGUGCAGAAUGCUGCAGCGAGACUCCUUACGGGGUCUUCGCUGCGAGAUCACAUUCACCCGGUGCUACACCAGCUGCACUGGCUCCCGGUGGAGUACAGGAUCAGGUUUAAGGUGCUGGUUUUAACCUUUAAAGCCCUAUACGGCCUAGGACCCUCGUACCUACGGGACCGCCUCUCCUGGUAUGCCCCACAGAGAAACUUACGGUCUUCAGAUAAAAACAUCUUGAAGGUCCCAGGCCACAGAGAAGUUAGGCUGGCCUCAACUAGAGCCAGGGCUUUUUCGGCUGUGGCUCCGAUCUGGUGGAACACUCUGUCACAAGAGACCAGGGCCCUGCGGGACUUGACAUCUUUCCGCAGGGCCUGCAAGACAGAGCUGUUCCACCAGGCCUUUGGCCAGGGCACAGCCUGACUCCCUCCCUUGGCAAUCUUCGCGGAGCUCUGACCCAAUGGUUGCCAGUGGCUUGAAUUAAUUAAUUUUAUAAUGAAUGAUUUUAGAGUGUUGUUUAUGCUGUACUUUUGUACUGUUUUAUUGUUGUUAGCUGCCCUGAGCCCGGCUUCGGCUGGGGAGGGCGGGAUAUAAAUAAAAUUUAUUAUUAUUAUUAUUAUUAAGCCCCUAACUCGCUGAGGGUUUCGGACCCAUCGGUCCAACCCUUAAACUAUAACCACCUACAAAGCACAAAAGAGCAGCGCUAGGUUGCAUGUGUUUCAGGAUUUCCCCCCACGCAGAAAUGGACGUUAGUCAUAGGUCAGUGACCGUGAGAAUCUCCCGCUUUCUUCUGUUCUCGCUUCAGCAGGGAGAAGUCGUCUUUGGUGCCUUUGGAGAAGCGGGGCCUCUGAGCAGUGCAUUGUGGGAAGACGUGUCCAUCCGGAGCGGCUGGGUGCAGGGUGUUUACAGCAUGCUGAAGCACUACAGCGCCUUCCAGUUCUUGUGCAACUCUGGUAAGUGCCAAAAUUUAUACAGCAUCCCUGGGCCUGCCUCUGAGGCACGAGAGGCACCUGUGUCUGGCCAUUGCUCCAUCCAACUUCGUAUUCUCGACACUGCCUAACAGCAUCUGUCCAGGGUUUUGGAAGAAGGCUCUCUCUGUCUUACUGGAGAGGUGAUCUGCUGCUGAAUCGUGUCCGCCCCCCUGAAGGAAGGCAGUGGGACCUCCUAAAACUGAAAACCCAUGGCUAACCUGUCCUUUGAAUCCUGUUGAGAACAUCUUAGCUCCCAAACCUGCAGGGUUGGGGAGCCAGAUGUUGUAGGACUACAUCUCCCAUCAUCCGCGACAGUUGCUCACACUCACUGGGGCUGCUGGGAGUUGUAGUCCAACCACAUCUGGAGGGCCACAGGCUUUCUCCCACUCCGUCUCCCCCUGCUGCCUGGGCUCCCCUUCCUCUGUUGUUUCUCCUCUGUUGGUUUGUAAGCUCCUAGGGGCAAGGCCUUGUCUUUUGUGAAGCAUCAUGUGCCCUGAUGGCUCUGACAUGGAAAUCAUCACCCUCAUAAUUCCAGAGCAGAUGUCUGGCUUGUAACAAUGAGAAAGAGAUGGACCUUUGUCUUGGGCCUCGCGCUGCUUCACUCUGAUCUCCCCAGCCUUCCUUGGGCCACUUGUUUUCUGGGUCGGCAUGCUUUUGUAAUGUCUGCUGCCCCUUAUGGCUAGUAGGGUCAUUUGUUGGGUUAUGGAGCUCACUAGCGAUUGGAGAAGCGCUGCUGAACAGAUGGAAGCUGCCCUUUUUCGCUUUCUCCCUUUCCGAUGUUUGUGCUGUGAGUCCUGUUGCUUACGUAGCCAAAACAGCACCACCCACAUGCACAAGGGAAGCAUCACCCAGAUGAAAAUGCUGGAUGGGAGCCAGCGUGGUGUAGUGGUUAAGAGCGGUGGACUCGUAAUCUGGUGAACCAGGUCCGCGUCUCCGCUCCUCCACAUGCAGCUGCUGGGUGACCUUGGGCUAGUCACGCUUUUCUGAAGUCUCUCAGCCCCACUCACCUCACAGAGUGUUUGUUGUGGGGGAGGAAGGGAAAGGAGAUGGUUAGCUGCUUUGAGACUCCUUUGGGUAGUGAUAAAGCGGGAUAUCAAAUCCAAACUCUUAUAGUAUUCUCCUUCUUCUUCUCUUUUUUUGUUUUGUUUAUCACAUUGAUAUCCCACCUUUUCCCCCAAGGAGCUCAAGGUGGUGUACAUGGUUAUCUUCUUCCCUGUUUCAUCCUUACAACAACCUUGUGAGGUAGGCUGGGCUGAGAGUGACUCACCCAAAGUCACCCAGUGAGUUUCAUGGCUGCGUGUGGGAUUUGAACCCUCCCCUCUGGUCCUAGCCCAGUGCUCAAGCCACUUCUCAUCAUGGACAGGGGGCACCUUAUUACAAAAUUAUUCUGCACCCUUCUCUCUCUGUCUCCCUCAACACCAGGUUCCCUAGAUGUGAUUUUCGCUCUCCAAGGAGACCCGAGCCUGUUUGUUGCGUCAGGAGCCACCCGCCUUCUCGCUCGCGUGCUCAUCUUCUCCGUUCAGUCCGAACCGUCUCGCCUCCUCAGCUCGAUGGACUGCGAUUGGCCGGCUUGCACUCGAAUGAUAGUUGCUCGUGUCGAAGAGUCCCUCAAAUCCCACUCGGCCUCCCGGGCCAAGCAUUCCUUGCAGCUGCUGACGACGUUGUUUGAGCACAACCAGGACGCCUGGACUGAACUGCUCUGGUUGCGGAUCGCAGGAACGGUGGAGUCCCUCCUGACAGAGGAGCCGCUCCAAGUUGGGCACCAGCUGGUGGAUCUGUUCCUCAGCAUGGCAAGGUAGGCGCCUGCACAGUGGCUUUCAUUAAUGUGAGGGGAGGCGAAGGAUGGAGAACUCUGUGGUUCUCCAGAGAUUGAUGGACUCCAGCUUCCAUCAGCUCCCAGCCAGAAUGGCCAGUGGUCAGGGAAGAUAGGAGUUGUAAUCCAGCCAUGGCUGGAGAGCCACCAGUUCCCCAAUCUUGAUCUAUAUCAAAGAGGUCUUCCAAGGUUAAAACCAAUAGUUUGAGCUAUGCUUGGAAUAGAAUUGGGAGCCAUUGGGGAAGAGGAAGACCUGUGGUCCAGCAGCUGCAUUGCCAAAAGAAGCUCCAGAGUUCAGUCUCCAACAUUUCCAGACCACUGACCAGAAACCCCGGGGAGAUGCUGCUAAUUGGUGGGAACCUAUAGUGGAGAACUGAAGUGAAGGCAUGAGGCGGGAGUUGGUAAUGCAGGUGAGCUGUGCAUAAGCAAGCUGCCAGCUAGCUCUGCCGAGGCUCUUUUUAUUAGCACAAUAUGCAAAACCAGUCAGAUACAUUUUGGACUGUGCCCUUUACACGUCUUCCAAUCACACGAUCGUGGGGGGGGGUACAAAGUUAUUUUGGCACCUGUUUCCACCAUGUCAUUUCCCCCUUGAACAAUGUAUAACGAAGGAGACAAAGGUCACAGACAGGGCACAGCAGACCACUAAGAGAGCAAAGGUUAGAUAGGGGGUAUGAGGUUCAGACAGCUGUGGCUUGUCUGCGGGUGGAAGUGUGCUCCACACCUGACGGUCAUUCCUUCAGAGAACCUUUCCCAUCCCUUUGGGACAACCUUCUGGGACCAACAAGCUAGUGGUGGGCGGGGCCAGAGCAAAAGUGGGCAGGGCAGCAGGUGUCAAUUUUACCUUUAUAGAGUAGGCCAGUUUCUGCACACACUCACACACGGCUCUCUAUCCUGCAUCCAAGCAAGCAAGAGGCAUCAUCAGAGGUCAGGGACACAUCCCACCCAGCCAGGCAAAAGUGCUCUGGAGCGAGGAAGUUAUGAAGUAGGGUGGCUUGGGGAGAGGCCUUCAUUUGCCACAACUCCACCUGCCCCACCCGCCCCCAGGAAGGUCACUCAUCUAGGAGAAAGAAAACUCAGAUUUUAAAUCUCCACUACCUUGUGGGAUAUCUUUAGCAGAAGAAAAGGCUGAGGAGUAAACCCUACACAAAGCAGGAGCGGAGUCUCUAAGACUGUUGGAUGGCGCCUUGUACUCCUUCCUGCAACUCCUGCAGCCAAGCUGGUGCCAAACAUCUUGCUCUAUUUUCCCUUGGACCACAUCAGUGAGGCUUGGCCAGGGGGACGGGUCUUGUCGCCUGGGCAGCCCAGGACCUCCAGAUACACUGCCCAAGAUUGUGCCUAGAGAGGUCACUUCAUUGCUGCUAACACAGCAAAAACAGCACAGGAGGCAAAAGUUAUGAGUUCCAGGUUUCUGCAGCCACAGCAGGCGGUGCGAUUCUCCAGUGGUUUGAUUUCACCCCCAGAGGCACACGCCAUGGUCUCUUGAGACAGCCUGCUGGCAACAACAAAUACAUAUCUAAAGGUUAUGCACGCGCAUUAAUGCAUCUUCCUCCCUCCUGUAGGUCUCCUGCAUUCAGCUGCCCCGAAUGCAGCCUCUGGAAGCUGGUGGCACUUGCUCUGAAGACCUUGAGUCUCACUCAGUCGGGCCCUCUGGCCUUGGGACUCCUGAAACUGGAAGCCUGGUAGGGAUUUGUUCCCUUCAAUAUUAAAGCCCAAACCAUUAAGUAUUUUGUUCGACCUUGUUUUCCUUUAACAGAUAAAAUAAUAACAAUAUUUAUUAUUUAUACCUGCCCAUCUGGCUGGGUUUCCCCAGCCACUCUGGGCGGCUCCCAACAGAAGAUUAAAAACAUGAUAAAACAUCAAACAUUAAAAACUUCCCUAAACAGGGCUGCCUUCAGUUGUCUUCUAAAAGUCAGAUAGUUGUUUAUUUCCUUGACCUCUGAAGGGAGGGUGUUCCACAGGGCAGGCGCCACCACCGAGAAGGCCCUCUGCGUGGUUCCCUGUAACCUCACUUCUUGCAGGGAGGGAACCACCAGAAGGCCCUUGGCGCUGGACCUCAGUGUCUGGGCUGAAUGAUGGGGUUGGAGACGCUCCUUCAGGUAUACUGGGCCGAGGCCGUUUAGGGCUUUAAAGGUCAGCACCAACACUUUGAAUUGUGUUUGGAAAUGUACUGGGAGCCAAUGUAGGUCUUUGAGGACUGGUGUUAUGCUUUAUUAUCAUGUUUUUGUAUUGCAUUAGAUGGUUAUUAGAUGUACCGGUACAUUUUUUUGUUUCUUCAGCUUGUAAACCGCCUUGAGUAUUGUAAGAUAGAAAGGAAGUAUACAAAUUAAAAAUGAUGAUGAUGGUCUCGGCGGCCACUCCCCGUCCCCAGAAUCCCUUCUCAAGCCGGCCUUUUCUAUGAAGCCAUGCUUAACCUCCUAGCUUUCACCUGCAGCUGCAACAAAGUCUAAGGCUGCAGCCCUGUGUACCUUUCACUGAGGAGUAAGACCCAUUGAAAGCAAUGGAACUUACUUCUGACUAAAAUGGCAUAGGACUGUGCCCCAAGCACAGGGGAGAGCUGCACGUUCCUUGCUGUUCUUGCCUCUCCUGCCCUCCCACCCUCUCCCCCCUCACAAAUUGCAGCUGCAAGCGGGGCUGAUACCCAAAACACCUGGCUGGGGAAGACGGGACUAUUGCGUUUGUGCAUGCAUUUGCAUUAAUAUAUGGAAUAAAGCUUUGAGGGGAAGUGCGUGGAACAGAUCUCGGUGUUUCAGUUUCUGGGAAUGGAGUUGAGAGAGGACCUAACCUGGGGAGAAAACAGCAAGGACCUGAUGAAGAUUGCACAGGAGAGGUUAUAUUUUCUAAGAAUCAUCCAGAAAAAUAAUCUCUCAGAGGACCUGUUGAUGGUAUUUUACCAUUGUACUUUUGAGAGUGUAUUUUGAGAGUGUAUUGAGAGUGUCUGUGUGUGUGGUUUGGGAGCUUCACAGUCGGGGAAAAGCAGUUCUGUCCAGGGUUGUAAAGACUGCAGAGAGAAGAAUUGGGCACACUCUUCCCACCUUGGAUCAAAUCUAUGCUUCCAGGUGUCAUAAGAAAGCUGCAGAGAUAGUGUAGGAUAGUGCGCACCCCGGAAAUGAUCUCUUUCAGCUUCUGCCUUCUGGAAGAAGGUCCAGGGUCAUAAAGACUUGGACUAGCCGCCUGAGAAACAGUUUCUGUCCAAAUGCGAUUUUGGUUUUAAACGCGGUGUAAGGAGUCUCUAUGAGAGUGUAUUGUAUUUAAUUAUGGGGUAUCAGAGUUUUUAGGGGGCUAACCAGGCUGGGAUAGCAGGCUUGUGGGUUUUUGAAUGUCUGGUGUAGAUUUUUUCAAUUUCGUUGUUCUGUAUGGGACAAUGACAAUAAAGAUUAUCGUAUCGUAACCUACAUUAACACCACAGAGAUGCUGCCUUGCUGCGGAUGCAAGAGAGACCUAACCUGCUCCCUCUCCUCCUUCAAGCCCACAGGCAAUCCAGGUGCAAGGUCUGGGCCUUUUGCUGCAGCCAAUGGGCUGUGUCUUGAGAGGCGCUUCUCCAUCCUUAGAAUUCCCAGGUGCGUUGCUGAGUUAGGAUGCGGCCUCAGUGCUACCAGCCACGGUGGCUCGGCUCUGCGUCCGCGUUAGGAGGCAGCAAUUGCUUCCGAAUACCAAUUGCCGGACGCCACAGGAGGGGAGAGGGCACUUGUGUCCGGGGCCUGCUUUUGGGCUUCCCUUGGGGGCAUCUGCAUGGCCACUGUGGGUACAGAAUUAGGGGGGCCAUAGGCCUGAUUCAGCAGGCUCUUCCUAGUUUCUUAUGUGCACAUAUUGAAUUAAGCGGGAUGGGUGGGUUAAGGGAGCAAAGUACAGUUAACAGGCCCUGAAAUACUUCGCCUGGGCCCAGAUCCAAAGAACAACAGGCCUUGCUAGAAUGUCCCAGGUGGAUUCUGCUCCCUUCUGUAUGGGAGUGCACUAGACAAAAAUUAACCCUCUGCCAUCCUGGUACCCUACAACUGCUUUACACUACAACUCCCAUCAGCCCCAGCCAGGCUGCUCUAGCUGGAGCUGUUAGGAGUUGUAGUCCAGAAUAUCUGGUGGGCACCAGGUUGGGGAAGGCUGCUUUUACUAGCCAUUUCAGAGAAGCCUUUUGCUCUGUUGGUGUCCUCCGGCUUCCCUUUCUCCACUUCCAGGUUUGCCGCCUGAAUCUGCCUCUGUGGAGUCUCUUCUGUCCUCCAGGGCCUCGUGUGUCAGUUUCCUGUGCCAGACUCUGGCUCAUCUGGAGGAAGUCCAGUAUGUGGUAAGAUCUAGAUAAGCAAAGACCCAACCUCCUUUGGCUCCUCCUCCUCCCUGAGCUUUUUAUAGGGAAAAGGUCAUUAGAAGAACUUUUAAGAACUGGUGCCUGUACUCACUUAUUUUCCUCUUUCCUCCUCUUCUCUCUUUCCUUUUGUGCUGCAUCUUUUACAUUAUAGGCCGAGUGGGCAGGGACUCUCUUAUUAUUAAUAUUUGUAAGCCAUGCUGGGAGCCUUUCCUGCCGAAGAGUGGAGGAAAAAUCAGCUCUCCAGGCUUUAAAUGUACCAUCCUUGUGCAGUAUUGAGCUGAAACUCUUGAGAUGCUGAACUCUGGCUUCCUUACCAAAUUUUGCCCUUGUGCAGUGGGGCUGCAGCAUACUCAGAAGCCUGUGUAUAAGACACCUCUAGCAAAUUGGCUGAGAUUGCAUUUAUCCCUUUUCUUCACCAGGCCUCUCUGGCAGUGGAGUUUCCCCACAAGCCUUUGCUCCAGUCCGUGGUGACUGUGCUGCAGUUCUGCGUUGGCCUCGCCAUUCCAGUCUCCCCUCUGGCAGCUAAGAUCGGCAACUUCCUGGUCGGCUGCUUCCGAGUUCAGCGGGCAGCCCUGGGCCUCCUGGGAGCUCUGUCUCGCUGGGCAAGUAAGUACAGGAAAUUUAUUACGGUCAGAGACCAGCUUGAGAAACAGAAAUGGAACUUCAAUCCCAAUAGCAAAGCAAACAUUUAAAACAAUAUCCAACAAUGGGUUUUAAAUUUUAAAGUGCGAUGGGCAUAUAAACACAUAAAAACUUUAAAAUAGACUACCUUAGAGAAAUGACCCAAAGUCGCCCGUGGAUCCAGGUUUGGGAAUUUUCUUAACAAACUAGAUUGAAUCGGGGGAUGGUCUGCGCCUACAGAUCUGUGUGCAGAAUCUGGCGACAAUCCGGGUCGUCUUGUGGUCUUUGCCUAACAGGAGAAGAUCGAAUUUUUGCUUUACUGGGAGGUCAGCAAGCCUCAUCAGCAGGGGGUCAAUGGUUUCUCCCCCUCCCUUGCUAUCUCGGUGUUCCCUGUCGAUUCCAGGGUGACCGCAGCCCUGCAAGAAACCUCCUGGGAGGCAAGGGAAGAACGAGGGCUCCUUUGAUGUUCCUUUCCAGCUUCUCACAGGAUUGUAGAGUUGGAGGGGCCCCAUUGGUCAUUUAGUUCAACCCCCUGCAAUGCAGGAAUCUCAACGAAAGCCUUCCUGACAGAUGACCAUCCUACAUCUGCUUAAAAAUCUCCAAGGAAGGAAGGAGCAGUCAAAUACAACAUUCCUUGUUUUCCUAGAGUGGACAUGCAGGUGGAUGUUUGGUCCAGCCAGUCAGAACUUCCUGUCUCCUCCUGGACUGGAGCAUACUUCCUCUUGCAUGUGACGAGAGGUGGGCGUGACCUUACCUGUGCAGGUAACAAAAGCACAAGGCACACAGCCCUUCUCACUCAUUCUCCAUCUUCCUUUCGUCAUCUGAACUGCAGUGACUGCCAGUCUUCAGUCACUGGGAUUAACCCCCCAUAUGGGAUAGAUCCACAUGUAUAUAUCUUUGUAACUAAAUCUGCCUUCUGGGAUCCAACUGUGAAAAGAAUAUGAGUAAACUACUUUUAUAUACUUAACACAAGAUUGUGGCAUGUUUAUUCUUUUAAGAGGGAAAUAAGGGAUCUUACCAGGAAUCUAUAUUGAGAAGCUUAAACAAGCUAGCAACCAGCUACCCUCUGUGCGUUCAAAGGGGACUGUUAAAACUCUGCUGAGUUAUAGAUCUUGCAAGUGCAAGUUAGGAAGGAUAUUAAUAAACAAUAUAUCCUCUCCUGCCUCCCUGAACAUUCCCACACCCACCACCUCCAGAGAGAGUCUUUUCUACUGUCAAACAGCUUUUACUGUCAGGAAAGUUCUUUCUAAUAUUUAUUUGAAUUUCCUUUUCCUGUAAUUUGAAGCUAUUGGUUUUGGUGCUUGGCUGUGGAGCAGCAGAAAACAGGCUGGCUCCAUCUUCCAUGCGGCAGCCCCUGAGACGUUUGAAGCGUGUAACACAAACACAACAGGUUGCAAAAUCAGUUGCAUUUUUUAUGGUGGGGGGCAAUUCUAGGACCCCCCCUCAUUUGAACCACCCUUCCCUUCCCUUUAAAAUAAACACACAUAUUCAUAUUUGUAACUGCCACAGUGAGUUCCAGAGUUCCGUUUAGUUCCUGAUUAUAUAUUUUUUCCUUAGUGUUGUCUACCGCCCCGGGAUCUUUGGUUAAAGGGCAGUAUAUAAAUUGCAAAGUAAAUAAAUAAGUAAAUAAAAUAACUUCCAACUGUCCUUCUCUGUGUGUGUUUUAGCUUCAGUUUCUGACGAAGUCAUGGAACAAAUCUUUGACAUCCUCCUUGUGUACCUGAAGAGUCCUGAUAGCAGCCCUGCUGUGAGUAUAGAUUCUUUAGUCAGAAGUAGGAGCUCAAGGUGGGAAACGUUUUUCUCUCCCUCUGGUUUAUCCCCACAGCAAUCCUGUGAGGGAGGCUAGAUAGAGAGGCAGUGACUGGGCCCCCCAAGGCCAGCCAGGGAGCUUCAUGACGGCUGAGCAGGGGAUUUGAGCCCUGGGCUCCCAGGUAGCAGCCAGACCCUCCAACUGCUACACCACAUUGGUUCUUGGUUGCAAAAGGAGUGAUUUGGGGAUGGCCAGAGUAAAAGUACCAGGAUGUUGGUCAUCCUGGGGGAUUUAUUUCACAGCAUUCCCCUUUUUCAGGUUUUGAAGAAGGCAUUCCAAGCAACGCUGAAGUGGCUUCCAAGCACCUCGGAAGCAUCUGACUCUGCUGGCGACUUCCAGCGGCACAAACAGUUUCUCAGAGGUAAAUUUGCAAGCCUGUUUCUGGCCUAAGUAGCAUUACAGCCAGUGUACUGGACAUCCGGUGAAUCUGAGUGCUGGAAGAACGAGGACUGAGAAAAGAAAUUACAGUGGUACCUCAGUUUACGAACUUAAUCCGUUCCGGAAGUCCGUUCUUAAACCGAAACUGUUCAUAAACCGAGGUGCGCUUUCUCUAAUGAGGCCUCCCGCCGCCAGUGCCCUUCCACCGUUCGGAUUCUGUUCUUAGACUGCGGUAAAGUUCGCAAACUGGGACACUACUUCCGGUUUUGCGGAGUUUGUAAACCAAAUUGUUCGUAAACAGGGCUGUUCUUAAACCGAGGUACCCCUGUACUUCUUUGCCCAGCACGAAGUUAAACUACGGAACUCACCCCCACCCCCACAGGAAGCAGCGAUGGUCACCAACCCAGGUGGCUGUAAUAAUAAUAAUAAUUUAUUUAUUAUUUAUACCUUGCCCAUCUGGCUGGGUUUCCCCAGCCACUCUGGGCGGCUUUCAACAACAUAUUAAAAUACAGUAAUGCAUCAAACAUUAAAAGCUUCCCCAAACAGGGCUGCCUUCAGAUGUCUUCUAAAAGACUGGUAGUUGUUUUUCUCUUUGACAUCUGGUGGGAGGGCGUUCCACAGGGCGGGCGCCACUACCAAGAAGGCCCUCUGCCUGCUUCCCUGUAGCCUCACUUGUCACAGGGAGGGAACCGCCAGAAGGCCCUCAGUGCUGGACCUCAGCGUCCGGGUAGAACGAUGGGGGUGGAGACGCUCCUUCAGAUAUACUGGACUGAGAAGAGCAGACAAAUUAUUGAAGGGAGAGAGGGCUCUGGGCUGCCUCCACAGUCAAGGCUUCUGAAUCCCAGUCGGCGGAAAUUGCAGGAGGGGAAAGGGCUUUUGUGCUGAAGUCCUGCUUGUGGGUUUCCCACACGUGUCUGGUUGGCCACCAUGAAAACAGGGUGCAGGAUUAGAUGGGCCACGGGCCUGAUCCUGCAGGGCUCUUACGAGAUUCUUAUUUAUGGCAGGGGUGGGGAAUCUCAAACCCAGAGCAUGAACCUGCUGUAACAAAAUGCCACACUGUUCCACUUCUUUUGUGAUCUUCCUUCAAAGAGUUCAGUGUGGCCUGGGGACUUUCACUUGUCUUCACCCCCAGAUGCAGAUGGGGUUGUAACUUACAGUGCUGUCCUACUCAGAAGUGACCCCCAGGUAACAGACGUCACUGGGUUAAAGCUGACUGAAAGUCCAGAGGCAGCAUUAUAAUCAAUUUACGAUGGGGUGGAAGGUAUAUAGGCUAUGAAGGACUUGCUCACACAUUUAUUGACAGCUGCAUGAGUUAUUAUAGCUAGGAAGUGGAAGGGGCAAGCAGAAUAUAAAAUGGAAGAACGGUAUAAAGAGGUGUGGGGUAUAGCUAUUAAUGAUAAAUUGACAUGUACCAUUAAGGUAAGAUGUGGAAUAUGCAGGAGAAAUUAUUUUGAGGAGAUAUGGAGGGUGUUUGUAGAAUUUGUACUGUUAAAAGGGAAAGGGGGUCAAACCAUCGCAAGAGGUGUUGAAAUUUUGGGAGGUUGGGUAGUUACAAUGGAAUGGUCUCAGUGGCGGGGUGCACAUUUUUAUUCUUAUUUAUUUAUGAUUAUAACUUUGUCAAAAUAAAAUCAAAAAUUUAAAUUUAAAAGGGGGGGGGAGAAGUGACCCCCAUUCAGUUCAAUGGGACUUUACUCACAAUGUGUAAAGCUUGGCAGACUUGACGUUGUUUCAUAAGCUGCAACAGUUCUGUCUGUGACGCCCUCUCUGUCUCCCACCCCCUUGGAGCAGACAUGCUGCCCAUCUUGCAGAAGCGCAUGCACAGCCCCAGCUGGGAAGUGCGCGACUCGGCCCUGGAGCAUCUCACGCAAGUGAUGAAGCGCCUGAGAGGUAAGUGCAGGGAAGGCAGAACCUGUAGGCAGGGGGCACAGCUGGGUGACGAAGGAGCAGUCCCCCUUAGAAGCACAGAGUGAGUGGCAGAGACCCUGAGCAUCCUCUGGUCCAACCCGCUUCAAUGCGGGAAUCUCAGCUAAAGCAUCCGUGACAGACAGCCAUCCAGCCUCUCCUUAGAAACUGCCAAGGAAGGAGAGUCCACAACCGUCAAUGGGCUUGAUGAGCUAAAACAGGAGACAGGGCCGUCUUUCCCCGGGGGUGCAAGGGGUGCGGUCACCCAGGCACCGAAUUCUGUUGGGCGCCAGGCUAAGCUCUUAACUAUCUACCUGUUACAAAAUAAUAAAUAAUUUUGAUCAAGCUAGAAAAACAAAACACAUACAUUGGUACCUCAGGUUACAUACGCUUCAGGUUACAUAUGCUUCAGGUUACAGACUCCGCUAACCCAGAAAUAGUACCUCGGGUUAAGAACUUUGCUUCAGGAUGAGAACAGAAAUUGUGCAGCGGCAGCGGGAGGCCCCAUUUGCUAAAGUGGGGCUACAGGUUAAGAACAGUUUCAGGUUAAGAACGGAACGAAUUAAGUACUUAACCAGAGAUACCACUGUAUAUACCUAGGUAUUACCGAAAUGUAUACCUACUGUUUCACUAAAGGACUUUCAACUUUGUGCGCUCAUUUACCAAAUAUGCGCCGUGGCAGUGGUGGUGCUUGUCAGACUCAACGAUGGCGCUUGUCAUUCUCAACGGUGCCAUGCACACGAAAUUGACUAAAUUUGGGGGCGCUGGGCAGAUCUUUGCACCCCGGUGGCACAUACGCUAAAGACGGCCCUGACAAAAGAGGAGGACUGCUGGCCCAACCUGGUCUGCCGGGGCAUUUUGGGCUGGCCCUGCUCUUCUGCUCUAACUUCAUGUCAUGUGUGGUGGCCAGGCUGGGUGGGCAUGAUGGGAGUUGUAGUCCAAAACAGCUGGAAGGCUUGAUUAAUCCUUGCAUUCACUGCAGUUUUAGAAUGGAGGUGUGUUUUCCCCCCUAAAAGCUCUGGGAAAAUUGUUUUCAUGGCUCCCUGUACUAUAAAAAAUAUUUGCUAUCUGCUAAGAUACAGUGGUACCUCGCAAGACGAAUGCCUCGCAAGACGAAAAAUGCGCAAGACGAAAGAGUUUUCCGUUUUUUGAGUCGUUCAGCAAGACGAAUUUCCCUAUGGGCUUGCUUCGCAAGACGAAACGUCUUGUGAGUUCUUGCGAGUUUGUUUCCUUUUUCUUAAAGUCGCUAAGCCGCUAAGCCGUUAAUAGCCGCUAAGCCGCUAAUAGCCGUGCUUCGCAAGACGAAAAAACCGCAAGAUGAAGAGACUCACGGAACGGAUUAAUUUUGUCUUGUGAGGCACCACUGUAAGGCUUUUGGCUUCAUGCGUUUUGUGUGUGCUGCUACAGAAAGGGUGUUUUAGUGGAGCUGUGUUUUUAAUUUCUUUUAACCAGUACGUCACCCAGACAACUUUACUUAUUGGGUGAAUUAUAAACGGAGUCAGUAAAUAAAAUGCAUGCCUUGAUUGGGGGUGGAGAAGGAGAGGAUAGGGGGAAAGUGGGGGCUCUCACACUUCAUGAGCUUCUGGUUGGGGGCUUUUUCUGCCCAUGAGCUCCCAGUUAGCUGACACUUCCUUGCCAGGAAUGUCUCAGCAAAAAGAAUUCCUGGCUGCACACCUGCCUCCGCCCCUGCCUUUGGGCUUUGCAAUGACAACGUCAGGGGAGUCUGGCUGCUGGCCAGGCAGAAGGCCCAUUGAGUCCAGUAUCGUGUUCUCACAGUCGGUCAGCUCGUAAGCUAGGCAUGAGUAAAAGAACCCUCUCCCUUCUUGUGAUUCUCAGCAUCUGGCAAUCAGAGGCGUACAAGCCAUCUACAGCUUUAUUCCCCCGUGAUUUUGUCACCCUGUUUUAAAGCCGUUCCGGUUGGUGACUUUAAAUGCACACCAGAAGCGGCUGCAACAAAACGUUGUAGCAUGGAAUGCUUCCCUCUUCAGGAUUCCAGGCAUCAGUACAUCUGAUGGAGCGAAUUAUGACCUCUGUGCGCUGCGGGGGCCAGUCUGGAGACUGUGAGCCUUCCUAGGAAGCCUGUGUGCUCUUGGCAAGAUCUGUCCGGGGCCAGGCAUUUGCUUUAAUGGUAGGGACAGAGGGCUGAUGGGAUCAGGCACUGUUUAUUUUUUCCCUUUUUGUGUUCAUCUCUACACAGGGCAGGAGUGGUUCUGGCAAGAGCUUCUCUCUUCGGAAGUGCUGCCGCUGGCAGAGGGCCUCCUGGCCGACCCAGAGAGCUACGUGCGAGCCAGUGCGGUGGAAGCCUUGGGGCAGUUUUCCUUGCUUGCUAGCGCUGACUCGAAGAAGCCCGGCUCAGAGAACAAUGGCAGCAACAAAGAGGUACAGUCCUCUUUGCUGAGCACGUUUUUGUCCCUGCCUUUUCACGCGGCAAGGCAGGGGGGCCGCAUUCAGACCGGAAGACUACAGCUCUGUUUACGGGGGGGGGGGGCGCUUUGGGUGGGUUUCCCCUGAAAGGGCAGUCUAGAAAUACAGUCGUACCUUGGAAGUUGAACGGAAUCCGUCCUGGAAGUCCGUCCGACUUCCAGAACGUUCAAAAACCAAAGUGCAGCUUCUGAUUGGCUGCAGGAAUCUCCUGGAGCCAAUCGGAAGCCUUGCCGGACGUUCGGCUUCUGAAAGAACAUUAAAAAAACCAGAACAGUCACUUCCAGGUUUUGAUUGUUCAGGAGCCAAAAUGUUGGGAGAACGAGGCUGUUCGACUUCCAAGGUACGACUGUACUAUGAAGCAAUAAAUAGGAUAUUGAAACAAAACCCGGCUGCUAGGAGGUCGGUAGGUGUGCAGCGAUUGGAGCUCAUCGCACCAAUCUUACACCAACUGCAAUGGUUAGUUCUUGAGUUUCUGGGCUCAGUUCAAAGUGCUUUUAGAAUCACAGAAUCUUAGAGCUGGAAGGGACUCCCGAGGGUCAUCUAGACCAACCCCCCUGCAGUGCAGGAAUCUCAACUUAAAGCAUCCCUGCCAGGUGUAUGAACCCUUGCAGGGUGCAGUACUCCUGUUCAGCAUUCCAUGGCCUUUGCCAGAACACUCCAUUCUCUCUUCCCUCUGGUUUUCUCUUCACCCCCUUCCCCCCCAAAAUCAGCCAACAUGAAAUGGCCACUCAGCACACUCAGUCCUCACUGGGCUGUUUGGGCCCCACCCCACAACUUUAGGGUUCAACACAUCCUGCAAAUACUUCUUUGUAUUUCUGCAGACCUUGUGGGGUGGUGGUUUUGGCUGUAUAAGGAGAAUGGAUUUGGCUGUAGUAGUAGUAGUAAUAAUAAUAAUAAAUUUUAUUUAUACCCCGCUCUCCCCAGCCAAGACCGGGCUCAGGGCGGCUAACAACCGAUAUAAAAACAAAUUGAUUGAAAUAAAAAACAAGAUUAAAAUACAACAUUAAAAUAUUAAAACAUUAAAAUGCAGCCUCAUUUCAAUGGAAACUCAAAUCAAAAACUUUUUUGGGGAUGAAAACGUCAAAUCUUCACCAAGGCUAACUAUCCAGACUGGUCCUACAUGGACCAGAAAAAAGCCAGGGAAGUCCGCAAAUAGGAGUUCCAUCACAGGAGGAGAAAGGGAAAAAGAAAGAGGGGAAGGAAAUCAAACUGAUUCCAAGCCAAAGGCCAGGCGGAACAACUCUGUCUUCCAGGCCCUGCGGAAAGAAAUCAGAUCCUGCAGGGCCCUGGUCUCAUGAGCCAGUGUUGAAAAGGCCCUGGCUCUGGUUGAGGCUAAUCUAACUUCUAACUUGUAUAAGGAGAAUGGGUUUGCUUUGGUAGGGGAAGAAUGCGCACCAUGUUUCCCUGGUGCCGCAGGAGUUAACACGAUGUGGGUUUCUCCCCCCACCUAGCAUAGCUUGCAAACAGUGUUCAGAUCCUCCCCAUCUCUUCUCCUUGUCUUUAAGGCCAGCGUUGGGGCUCGCUUGCAGGAAAUCCUAUCCGCUGACUCCGAAGGCUUCCCCCGCAGAGCUGUGAUCCGCGUCUUCAUUGACUGGCUACGGGACGGCCACCCGGAAGUCCUGGCUGACCCUGAGCAGUUUGUUUCCAGAGCGAUCCAAGCCGUGGACAGAGACUUGGACUGGGAAGUCAAGGUCAGCGGCUUGGAACUGGCCAAGGUUUUUGCUGCCAAAUGUCUUGGGCUCUCCGACUGCCCGUACGCCGCUGACUCAUCACCUGCCAGCCAGGCUGCCCGUCGCCUCAAAUCGCUGGAGGCGUUUUGCCGAGUGAAGCUCUUUGAGUUCCUCUUUGGAGCCCUGUAUGACUGCGACAGGCCAGUGGCGCUGAAAGCCUGCGAGAUCCUUUUAGCCGUGAAAUCCAAGAUUUGCAAAGACAGCCGCCUGGAGGAGAGCAGCUUGGAACUGGGCAGCACGUCUCAGCAGCGGGAGGAGAAACAGAGGGAAGAACUGAUCCUUCCUGUUGGAGAGUCGGCUAAAAGGAUUUCCCAGGAUCCAGAGUGCCUGAUCCUUUUCUUAGAGACGACGGACCUGGAGGGUUUGCAGAGAUCUUUAGACAGGAGCAGCGAUCACCUGGAAAAGAGCCCCCAGUCGCUCUUGCAGGAUAUCCUCUCCGCUGCAGGGAAUACGGAAGAUAAUGAAGCAGAUUGCUACUGACAGCUUUCCAAAACGGAGUUGAUCCUUGGGGAGGGCUAGACCCUGACGACCCUCCCCUGACCCCAAAAACUUAAAAGACCACUUUGCAAAAAAACCCCAUGUCUUCCUGCUCAACGGGCACCGUCAUGUAGGGAUUAGUAUGAAACCCAUCUGGAGGAAGACAGCUCUGAUGCAAAUCUGAGAGGGGGGGCGGGAAUCAAAGCGGAGCUAAAACUCACACAAGAAAAUCAAGAGAUGCCCAAGCCAGGAGCGACUGACGAGAUUAUGACAAGCGUAUGAUUGUUGAUUUGUAGAACAUCACCAAAGUCAGGUGAGGAAGUUGUGGCCCUCCAGAUGUUGCUGGACUGCAACUCCCAUCAUCUCUCACCACUGGCCAUGCUGGCUGAAUCUUAUGGUAGUCGGGAGUCCAGCUUUUGGCGGGGCACUGGCUCUCCACCCCUGGUUUAAAAUGCAAAACUCAGUCAAACCCAGGUGGAUCCGCCUUGAAAUAAGGAAACUGCGUCGCAUUUUAAGCCAGCACCACACAAUUAAUAAAGUCUUCGGGAGCCCAUACUGCCAAAAGCUUGCAAUUUCUAAUGAACAAACUAUUCCGCGCAGAUACUGAGAAGUUUCAGGGUGGAUCUGCAAACGACAUGACUGGAUUUUGUACUUGUGCGCAGUGAGAGUUCCUGACAUCUCCUUUCGAUGCACAGAGCCGUGCGUAAGCAGCGUUUGACUACCAAGUUCAAGUCUAGAGGCCCUGCGUGUACCUUUCAGACUUCAGGCAGAAUUGCACACGGGCUUCCAAGUGUUCCCUUUGGCCGAGCAGCUUUGUACCUUUAUAGCUCAGUCCUCCCUUUUGAAAGCAUCGCAGCCAGGUUGGUCCAAUUGAGUUUGAGGCUCGUUACUUGCUGGCUGUUGCCUUUGCAGAGCAAGGGAACAGGUUGGCGAGGAAGGAUUUGUUUUAUUACCAAUUAAAGUUUGUUUUAAAAAAAACAAAAGUUUUUGUCAA